This is a messenger RNA of Oryza sativa Japonica Group (Japanese rice), 2430 nucleotides long. RefSeq names its product cysteine-rich receptor-like protein kinase 10. Gene Ontology annotation, molecular function: ATP binding; protein serine/threonine kinase activity. The record is from RefSeq and is a predicted model, not a curated record. NCBI's taxonomy places the organism in Eukaryota, Viridiplantae, Streptophyta, Magnoliopsida, Poales, Poaceae. Gene Ontology annotation, cellular component: plasma membrane. Gene Ontology annotation, biological process: protein phosphorylation.
UUUCCUCUGCAACUGCGACCUUUCCUCGAGCAGCUAGACCACCAUGGCGACGGCGGUGGCGGCGACGGCCAUGCGACGCGGGCAACACCUUCCUCUCUCUCUUUCUCUCUGCUACAACCUCGCCGCAGUCGCCCUGCUCGUGGCGGUGUUCCUCCACGCGCCUCCGCGCGCGGGAGCGCAGCCGCUGCCGUGGCAACUGUGCAACGCCACCGCCGGCAACUACACGGAGGGGAGCACCUACCAGGCCAACGUGCGCGCGCUCGCCAGCGCCCUCCCCGGGAACGCGUCGUCUUCCCCGGCCCUCUUCGCCGAGGGCGCCGCCGGCACGGCGCCGGACGUGGUGUACGCCAUCGCGCUCUGCCGCGGCGACACCAACGCCUCCUCCUGCGCCGCCUGCGUCGCCACCGCCUUCGACACCGCGCAGCAGCUCUGCGCGUUCAACAAGCGCGCCACCCUGUUCAACGACCCCUGCAUCCUCCGCUACUCCGACCUGGACAUCCUCGCCAACGUCACCGACAACAGCGGGAGGUUCGUGGCCUGGAACUACAACAACGUCAGCGCGGCGAAGGCGGCGGCGUACGACGCCGCCUCCGGCCGGCUCGUCAACGCCACGGCGGACUACGCGGCGGCGGACCCGGUGAGGCGGUUCGGCACGGGGGAGGUCGGGUCCGACGACGCGACGUACCCGAGGAUCUUCUCGCUGGCGCAGUGCACGCCGGACAUGUCGGAGGCCGACUGCCGGAGCUGCCUCGGGGACAUAAUCAGGAAGGCGACGCCCAAGUACUUCGUCGGGAAGCCCGGCGGCAGGGUGUUCGGCGUACGGUGCAACUUCCGGUUCGAGGCGUACGAGUUCUUCUCCGGCCGGCCGCUGCUGCAGCUGUCGGGGCCGCCGCCGCCGCCGGCUAACAUGACACCACCGGUGACCAGUGAAGGAAGAACAAGCCAUAGAACAGGACGGAUCUUGGCCAUUACUCUGCCUAUUGCUGGAGCAGCAUUAGCCUUCAUUGCCUUGACAUGCUUUUGUUUCCGGAGAAAGAGAACACCAGCAAAUAAGGCCUCAUCACUGCCAUUCUCAACUAAUCCGGAUGAUAUUCAAAGCAUCGACUCGCUCCUUCUGGACCUAUCAACGCUACGGGCUGCAACAGACAACUUCGCUGACAGAAAUAAGCUUGGCGAAGGAGGGUUUGGUGCCGUUUACAAGGGAGUUCUUUCUGAAGGUCAAGAAAUAGCAGUGAAAAGGCUCUCACAAAGUUCAAGACAAGGGAUAGAAGAACUGAAAACUGAGCUAGUUUUAGUCGCAAAACUUCGGCACAAGAACCUUGUGAGCCUUGUUGGUGUUUGCUUGGAAGGAGAUGAGAAACUACUUGUGUACGAAUACAUGCCGAAUAAGAGCCUCGACACCAUUCUUUUCGAUUAUGAGAAAAGCAAAGAUCUUGAUUGGGGGAAGAGGCUCAAGAUUGUAAGCGGAGUCGCUCGAGGCUUGCAAUAUCUCCACGAAGAUUCUCAACUGAGGGUAGUUCAUCGGGACCUCAAAGCAAGCAACGUGCUGCUGGACUUCGAUCACAACCCAAAGAUCUCGGACUUUGGGUUAGCGAAACUGUUUGAGUGGGAUCAAACGCAAGACGUCACCAGUCACAUUGCUGGAACAUACGGAUACAUGGCGCCGGAGUACGCCAUGCGUGGGCAGUAUUCAGUCAAGUCGGACGCGUUCAGUUUCGGAGUUAUGAUCCUAGAGAUUGUCACGGGAAGGAGAAACAGCAGCUUCUCCAACUCGGAGCAAUCCAUUGACCUCUUGAGUCUUGUCUGGGAGCACUGGACAACGGGGACGAUCGAGGAGCUGCUGGAUCCGGCGAUGCGCGGCCGUUCAGCUGACGAUCUGCUGAAGCUGAUCAACAUCGGGCUGCUCUGCGUCCAGGACAACCCGGCGGACAGGCCGACGAUGUCGGCGGUGAGCGUGAUGCUCAGCAGCGAGACGUUCUCCAUCCAGGCCCCGUCGAGGCCAACGUUCUGCAUCCAGGAGACGGACAGCGCCGCCGACACGGAUCUCUACUCGAGCGCGCUUCGGUCCACCGGCGACAGCAAGACGAGAGCAGUGGCGUCGCCGAAUGAGGUGUCGCUCACCGAGCUGGAGCCAAGAUGAGUGUUUGUUGGAGCGAUUUGUGCAGAUGAGUAGAUGACUGCAUGAUCUUCUUCUCAAUAACUAAAGAAUCAACUCAUGGGUCAUGGCCUCUGCACUCGUUUGUCUAUAAUAAAGAAUAGAUAAAAGGAAGUGUCAUAGUGGUUAUGCAGAAUGUAACUCAGUUUGAUACUGGUUGUAACUCUGCAAAGAUUGUUCCCACCUGUAUAUUAUUAUAGUUACACCGUCCAUGUCGAUUACAGCAAUCAGAAUAAUUACACCUGUAUAUGGAAUGCCGCAUGUUAGAGAUUGUA